This is a messenger RNA of Centropristis striata (black sea bass), 4113 nucleotides long. It is a transcript of the gene cabp7a, whose product is annotated as calcium-binding protein 7. Lineage: Eukaryota; Metazoa; Chordata; Actinopteri; Perciformes; Serranidae. The transcript is spliced from 5 exons. Bases 805 to 1452 code for a protein of 215 amino acids. The record is from RefSeq and is a predicted model, not a curated record. Gene Ontology annotation, molecular function: calcium ion binding.
GUGUGUGUGUGAGUGUGUGUGUGCAGACGUAUGUAUGAGAGAGACAGAGUGACGGGGGCGAGACGCGAGAGAAAGACUAGAUAUCAGAUCCACACAGAGAGCUUCCGAUCACAAAAACACUGAAGAUGGAACAACUGGAUCGCGACGCGCCCCCGAACCCAAUGACCAAUUAGGAGCGAGCAAUUAUUAUCUUUCGUGGAUCCGGACACGCUGGACCAGACCGCUCCAUCUCCUCACGCCUUCAAGAUUUUAGACUUUUCUUCUUUUUUUCCCCUCCUCUCCAGCAAUCUUUCAAGUGGAUUACACGAAGGUGGCUGGAUCUUGAAGAAGGAGUGCGUCAAGUGAGCGCACGUAUCCAACAAGUGGAUGCAUGAAUUUGUUCGCAGCAGACAGACGCUGAAGAGAAAAAAACCACAAAGUGGAUUGAUCACCUACAAAUCUGAUCGAUAACGUGCACUAAUUAGCUCAGAUGUGGAGCUCGUGCUGCUUGAUGGUGAUGUAUAGAUGUGCGCAUUGUCUCGGCCUGAGGUAGUUUUUACAUGUAGUGACUUUUGUGCAUUAAUUAGACGUUUUUCAAGCUAAUAAUCGAACUGCAAUGAGGUAAGAGCAACAUUUUUGUCUUCAGUCAGUGACCGUAAGGAAGAUCUCGCUGCGGUAUCCACCGUCUCCCACCUCACCCAGCUCCCCCCAUCCAUGGACUCGCUUCUCCGGUGCCCUCGGUGAUUGUAGAGGGGGGAAGUUGGGAUCCUCUCUGUAGACAUUUCUGUAUGACGAGGGCGCAGGUGGCACCCAAAGGUCGCAGCCAUGCCGAUGCAUCCAGUCACCUCCACGCUGAUGUACCGGGGGAUCUGCACCAUCCCGGACAUCCUCUCCUACAGCGCCCCGGUCAACCUGCCCGAAGACGAAGUUGAAGAGAUCCGCGAGGCCUUCAAAGUGUUUGACCGCGAUGGGAAUGGGUUCAUUUCUAAACAGGAGCUGGGGAUGGCCAUGCGCUCCCUGGGCUACAUGCCAAACGAGGUGGAGCUGGAAGUCAUCAUUCAGAGACUGGACAUGGACGGCGACGGCCAGGUGGACUUUGAGGAGUUUGUCACUCUUCUGGGCCCAAAGCUGACGGCAGCUGGGUUGCCAGAUAAGUUCCACGGCACCGACUUUGACUCCGUUUUUUGGAAGUGUGACAUGCAGAAGCUGACGGUGGAGGAGCUGAAGCGGCUUCUCUACGACACCUUCUGUGAUCACCUUUCCAUGAAAGACAUCGAGAACAUCAUCAUGACCGAGGAGAACCACAUAGAGAACCCUGAGGAAUGCCAGGUGGAUAUAGACAGUUCCAGCCCGACGCAGCAAGUGAAGCAAACUUGUGUUCGCAAGAGCCUGAUAUGCGCCUUCGCCAUCGCUUUCAUCAUCAGCGUCAUGCUCAUCGCGGCCAAUCAGGUGCUGCGGAGCGGCAUGAAAUAGGAGUAGCUGCUUUUUUCAGCCUUGACCACCACCUAAAGGCUGCCUUACAGAUAAAUGACUGCAGAGAUCAAGCUAAAAAAAAUAUAUAACAAAUCUAACAGACAAUCACGCAGCUGUAAAACACGCCCACACAUGGAACUGGAGUCACCAAGGACACUACAUGUGCAGGAAUUUGUCUUUUUUUUUUUUUUUUUUUUUUUUUGCCCGGAGACAUGCUGACAACUUGCAGAGGACAACAGGAACUCACAAACAAAGAGACAGCGCUGUGUUUAAAGUGGACAGCUGACUAUACAUAUCACUCUUCGUAAUACAACAUUUAGUAUUGAUUAGCUAUGUGCAUUUGAGCAGUGUUGCAUUCGUACGGUGGCAGCUAUAAAAGAGAAGUGUAGUGACCAGUGUCCAGUUGUGUAUUUGUCCAGUGUACCAUGCGGUUUGUCGGUAGAAAGAAAUCUGUGAAAUAUUGUGGGGACAUUGGAGAAAAUGUAUUCCUGAGCCUGGAAGGGGUUUGUUAUGUGUAAAAGUCUGGAGUGCACAGCGUUGUGGAGAUAUCGUAUGCGGUGCAACAUUGUUCAAAAAAACCACUUGAGAAUAACAGCAGCUUGGUAGGAAACAAAUAAUAGGGUUUGCAGGGAGGUGGAUGUGAUUGCGUGGAUACUUUUUUUGCUCAUUCGCAGGCUGCAGGGAUUCAGCCUGAGCGACAUGCAGCAGGUUAAAGAGCUGGCGGGGAGGAAGGCGUUGAAGUCGGAAAAACGGACAGGAAACGGGCCGGACGUGCAGCAAAACACUCGACUCUCUCCGUCUCCGCUGUGAGGCUCUGCAGGCCUCGGAGGAUGACCAUCAUCUAUGCAUGAAAUGCAUGGAUUUAAACAAGUCGUCUUGACACAUUUGUAAAAGUUCUUAUCAAUGUAUUACUCAUUAUGACUGUGUAACAGCUGUUUUCAAUUACUACAUGACAACUGUGAGCAAUUGUGUGUGGUGCGGGGUAUCGGCAAUCACAACAAGAGUAAAGCAUACAACUGCAUGAAAAAGAAGGGCUGCUGUAGAAGAUGCUCGUAAAUUUAAAAAAAAAAAAAAAAAAAAAAUGUAGGAUUGCUACGCUGUGCAGUGGACCUCGCCUUGCUGGGCGCCUCCCACGCCACCCAAGAGCAAACAACUCCAAGAUUUGUGUCAGUCAACCAUUUAAAUAAUAUGCAUCUAACUGAUCUGGUUGGUAGUGCGGAUACAAAUGCGCAGGAAUGUAUUUUGUUCUUUUUUUUUUUUUCAGUUGUUGGUUUUCUGUCUGGAUGCGUUGCUAUAGAGCAAUAAAUGUACGUAGAGUCGACAUCUCACUUUGCUUUUUGACCGACACGAAUCUUUUAAAAACACCAAUGGACCUUUUAACUGUUGAGGAUGGAAAAGUUUCUAUAGCACUUUUCAAAAUAAAGGUUUUGGCAAUACAACCAGAGACACAGAGAUGAGUGGAAACGUUGAGGAGCCAAAUGGUGUAAACUGUUGCAAUAAAACAUAAAUAUCUGUGAAGCACCACGUUCAUUUCGAUUGGGUGUAGAUUAGAUUGUCGUGCAUGCAUCUGGGUUAGGUCUUUCAUUAUCAAUGUGUAUUGUACAUAUGAACUUCAACCAAAGCUUUGGAGGAAAUCUGUGACAACAGAACUGGGACACAUAAACCAGAGCAAGCUCAAUAAACAACUGAUGAAAUUAACAUUUGAAUUAUUGAGAAGAUAACCAGAAAUCCAGCACAAGUGUUGUGCUCGCUGACUUCUUUUAGGAAGGAUUUCUUACCUGAAACUAAGAAAAAAAAGACAUAUUUGGAACAGGAAAAAAGCCCUUCAAAAUGCCCUCAAAACAAGACUGCAAUACAGAGAUGUAAAUAAUUCACAUCUUAUGAAUAUCCCUUUUUUAGGAUCUCUAUUGGCAGCUCCUCAAACUUGGAUCACACACAAGCCAAAACCUCACAGAAGCAACAAAAUUAGACUACCCUAUCGCCCAGAGCCAGGCGGGAUAACGAUUAUCUGAUGCACUCGGGCAAUUUGUCAAAAGUGUCAAGUCUGUGGGGAACACGAGGAAGAAGAAAAAAAAAAAAAGCCCAUUUAUUACAGAUACCUUUGUUUCCAUUUUUGCACUUUAAGAUGUGCUGCAGCGCACAACAACAACUCACCGCCAUGAUUGUUCAUCCAAUUCCUGAUAUAGUUUAGGCAUAAAGAAUUACUUUACCAUAGAUGUAUCUAUUUUUGUGAUAAGAAUAUGAUGGAAUAGAAUAUAAACUGACUGACAAAUGAUACCGUCUCAUUCGUUUUCUACAACACCGUCACCGAGGGGACAUUUUCAUGGGGAAUAAAUUUAUAACAAUUUAAUUUGUUGCCUUAUUCUUUUGAGACACUUUGGCAUACAUACAAACACACAAACCAUGGGUUUAUUAUUUUAUCACCAGAGAAAAAUGUACAAAUCAAUAUUUAUUUUCUUUCUACCGAUGAAAAAAAACUGUACGAACAUGUUGAUAGUCUACUGAAUGUUCUAUUUCCAUCGUACUGUACUUUGAUACUUGUCUUUGGAUCUUGCAAAAAUGUUUAUUGACCAUGUGAUAUCUGUUCAUUAACUCCACCCGAUGUUCUUCUUCUAUGUCUGUGGAAUGGUAUUUCACAUGAAUAAAAUAACGACCAUGUUA